Messenger RNA from Pseudocercospora fijiensis CIRAD86, 1437 nucleotides. RefSeq lists its product as uncharacterized. NCBI's taxonomy places the organism in Eukaryota, Fungi, Ascomycota, Dothideomycetes, Mycosphaerellales, Mycosphaerellaceae. The transcript has 6 exons. The record is from RefSeq and is a predicted model, not a curated record. Bases 1 to 1437 code for a protein of 478 amino acids.
AUGGCAACCACGGCAACAAUCACCGACCUCGCCCUCGAAGUCGGAUCCCUCCGCGUUCUCGGCCCCCUCGAACAAUACGGCAUCGAACUCGGCGACGCGAUCUUCGAGAGGAAAUUCAAAGACAAGAACGAAUCAGUUUCCGUCCGUCAUGGCAAACACCAAGAAGCCGACGUGAUCGUCAAGAUUUUCCAUCAGAAAAACCCAGACAACACCAGCGGCCGCUGCGAUCGCGAAGUCGCAGCGCUCAAGAAACUCACAGAAUCCGCGUGCGAGUACGCGCCGACUUUCGUCAAGGAUUUCAGCAUCGCGGCAACGAGUGGCGGAGCAGAUCGCUAUGUGAUUAUAAGCAAAUUGCCAGGCUUCGACCUGUCGGAACGAGAGAAAUGGGAGGGCUACGUCGCGAUCGAAGAUAUGCGGGAGUACUUCACGGUAGCGCAGAAGGCGGUGCUGGAUUGUGGCGUGGACAAUGGGAGCCAUAGCGAUCGCAACAUCAUGUUCGAUCCUGUUCAGGAGAAGUGGUAUUGCCUUGAUCCGCCAGCAAUUCUCAAACCACAACGCUUUCUUUCCCAACUCAUCCCCAUGGCUCUCACAACAAAAUACGGCGCCGAGCGGCAAUUCCCCGACACCGUGGCCAGCGACUGCGGAAACUUCCACGUCGAGCUGAUUCGUCCAUACUUCGUGCGCAAAGUCAAAACCAACAACACCGUCACCGCCGUCUACGAUGCUCGCAUGAAUGGGCAGGAUGUGAUCCUCAAGGUUCACCAUCUCCUGUAUGCCAUGCCAUGCCAUCUUCAGACCUUGCUGCUGACCAGUCCCAGAGGUCUCAAAGACUUCAGCCUCCGCGCUCAAGGCGAAGCAAACGCUCUCGCCAAACUGGAUCAAGCUGGUUGCCAGUAUGCACCGAAGCUUCUUGGCCACUUCCGCAAGACUUUUGGUGGCGUUGUCUGCGGCACGGAGAUUUAUGUGGUGAUCAGCAAGGUCCCUGGCUACUCGCUGGAUUCCAACACAGCGUGGCGGUCCACGUAUGAGGGAUACGAGAAGGUGGAGCGCGCCUUCGAGAUUGCUCAGAAGUCCAUCCUUGCCUGCGGUGUCGACAAUGCUGGACACGAGGCGGGCAACAUCAUGUAUGACCCGGAUCAAGAUAAGUGCUACAUCAUUGACUUCGAGUACUCCGACUUCCCUCAGCGUCGCUACAUGCGCCACCUGCCUGUCAACUUUGCCGAUUGGGUUGGUCCUGGUCCAGCUCGUCCAGCUUCCGAGCCUGCCAUGAAUCCCCCAGAGACGCCACGGCUCUCGCUUGGUGAUGGGAAGAGAGACGAUGCUUUCACGAGCUCACCAUCUACACUCAAGUCGGAGUCUGAAGAAGAUGAGAAGCUUGAUGUCUCGGUCGCGAGCUCUCCAGAUGCCGAGAAGAUGGGCUUCGAGCUGAUCGGAUAG